AUGUCUGGCCAUAAUCCGGAAACUCUGUUUUCCUUUGAGCUUUUGGUGGAAUACAUCCGGCUGGAGAGACGCUGCAAAGUUUCAGAUGAGCUGGCUCUGGGAGUGCGAUUACUGGACUUCCCAACGCUGCUGAUUUAUCAGCCUCAGAGGAGCGGCGAGCAGAGAGAGGAGGAAGAGGAGGAGGAGGAAAAGGUGGUGGGGGACCACAUCUUCAGCAGAGGCAAAUGCUGCUUCUUCAAAAUGAACAUGGACGCCCUGCACGCGCACCUGUGCACCAGCCCCCUGUACGUCAUGGUCCUGGAUGUGGCGGAGGACACCCCCAGAUUGGUCGGCUCGUCUCUUGUGUCUCUGUCCAGAGCGAUGGACCGGAUCAGGCAGGAUGUGAGCCGGCGUGGGUUCCACCACGCUUCCUCCCACAGAGAACGGGGGCUUGUCGGCGUCUCCGACCUGGCGGGGGAGAGAAUCGGAGCCGUGUCUCUGAGUUACAAGCUGGCGUGUCUGGGAGCGAGUUUGCUGCCACACAUCACAGCAUCCCAAAGCACGAGCGCGCCGGAAGGACAACAGCAAGAGCGUGUCAAGGGGAAAAACAGAUCCGCUGAGUCCCUGCCUCCGGGCCGUCCUCCCAAAGUGGACGAGUCGGACUCUGACAUCCGAACCAGUGGACGCGCGGGGCCUAAAAUCUUAGAUGGCAACGGUGAUGACGACGCUGUGCGCGUCCCAGCUGAAAGUCAAAGCCAUUUGGAGGAGGAUUCAGCUGUGUUCCGCCCCCCUCAUCUCUACUUCUGUAACACUGCACAGGAGAGAAACUCACACGUGGAGAGGGCCCACCCAUCCCUCAAUCCAAACGUGGACCUGUUUGCAUUUGAAGACUCGUGCUCAGAGGGGGAGGAGAGUGUAAAGAGAGCUGAGGGUUCCGGUUCUCCUGGAGUGCAUCAGAAAGUGACACACACAGAAGCCCCGGAGACAAGUGGGGCGACCCCACGCGUCCUCAGGGACGCUCUGAGGCAGCUGCCUCUGUUAAACGCUCUCAUCAGUGAGCUGUCCCAGUUGAGUGGCCAAAGCCACGGCCAGUGCUCGGCCGCCCGUCCCGGUCAGGCGUGGGUCGGCGGGGCCGAGCCGGCAGCUGGACGCGGAAACACGACACGGCCCCCAGAAAUCAACACCGUUCACAAGAGCAGACGGCCAACCGGAGCUGAUACCAAGUCCCUCCACCCCCCCAGAAGCUGCUCUACGCCCAUAUAUAACCCCGCACAAUUGAAAGACAACCAAGAACAUGCUUUGAACGGGGAUAAGAGGCCCAGUAAAUGCCAGAGGAAGACGCUUGUGUACGGAACCACCAAAACCUUCAACCUACGGCUGAAGCAAAUCGCUCCUCUCAGGGUGAAACGGCGCGAGUGCGUGGAGUUAAUGCGUGAUCAAGCUCAGUCAGGGAAAGCCAAAGGGAAGACCAAGCCAAGGCGGAAAACUCCCAAUGGCAGCAGAAGAACACAGGCAUCCAAUCAGAACCCCGGCCUCAAUGAAAAUAUCCAGACUGUGAUGCAGAGCGUCCCAGUGGAGUCGCAGCCACAAGAAGCUCCAAAAACCCCAGACAGUGUCUCAGGCAGAGUUCUGACGGGACUCUCUCAGAGAGAGCUGGGAUGCAUUCGCAUCCCCGCUGUUCACAGUGACGGCGUUCCCCGGGGACAAUUCCAGAGCCAAUCAGAUCUAUCCGAGCCUGGAUCUGACAGGGACAGCCGCAAUAUUGAAUCUUCGCAAAGCAGCACAGGCGGCAGCCCCCGUUCCUGGUUUUCAAAUUCCAGCACAGAAGGAAAAACAGAAGCGGACUACGCUGAUGACUUUGACAGUCUGGAAUCCGACAACUCCCGCUCGCCUGAACCCACCUGCAGCCCCGAGCCCCCGAAGGCCGAAACGUCUGAUGCUCCCGUUCUCCCUAAACUCUCCAGUAACUUAAACUCAAGAUGUGAAGGUGUGCAGAAGAGACCAGCGCCCCUCCCCGUGCCCGUGAGAGCCCCCAGCUCUCCACACAGGUCUCUGAUGGGUACGCACAUCAUCCGGCCCCGCGUCCACAGCUCAGCCAUCAGCCUCUCCUCUGACGACGACCACAAAGACGGGAGCGCUUCCGUACACACGGCCUUCUCCAGGAAGCGGACGACUGAAAGUCACAAAGCGGAGCAAAGCUCCUGUGACGAGAGCUUUACGCUCAGGAGUCAAAGGAGUGUGUCCACUGAGGACAGAAACUCUGUCCACAGAUUAUCCGCAGAAUCCAUGUCCUCCUCUGAAGCUCAGGAGGCAGAGGAACUAGAGGAUGAACUUGGAUCUUUGGAUUUUAGAAAGGAGUACAAACAUAUCUCUGAGCUUGUGGCCAACAAACUUCCUGGCUACACGAUGUAA
Menidia menidia (Atlantic silverside) is the source of this 2391-nucleotide messenger RNA. The record is from the annotation of a GenBank genome assembly. NCBI's taxonomy places the organism in Eukaryota, Metazoa, Chordata, Actinopteri, Atheriniformes, Atherinopsidae.